Messenger RNA from Aspergillus niger, 2052 nucleotides. RefSeq lists its product as uncharacterized. Lineage: Eukaryota; Fungi; Ascomycota; Eurotiomycetes; Eurotiales; Aspergillaceae. Gene Ontology annotation, molecular function: RNA polymerase II cis-regulatory region sequence-specific DNA binding; DNA-binding transcription factor activity, RNA polymerase II-specific; zinc ion binding. Bases 1 to 2052 code for a protein of 683 amino acids. Gene Ontology annotation, cellular component: chromatin. The transcript has a single exon. Gene Ontology annotation, biological process: regulation of transcription by RNA polymerase II; DNA-templated transcription. The record is from RefSeq and is a predicted model, not a curated record.
AUGACUUCCUACCAGCCAUUCCAAUGCAUGGUUUGUCUACGCCGUUUCACUCGACAUGAGAACCUCAAACGACACGCAGCACUUCAUUCCCGCUCUCGAAAGGAAAUCACCUUGCCGUGUGACUUGUGCCAGGCUACCUUUUCGCGUCCGGACUUGCGCCAUCGCCAUAUGAAGAGGAAACAUGCAGAGCACGAGCAAAGACGAGCGACGAAGAGGCCAAAGCAAAGGGAUAGCUAUGCUACCCUAUGCCAGGAUACUGGCCAGCAUCGUGGGCAACUGCAGAAUGUCGAUGACCUGCAGUUAGAUAGGUCUUGUUGGACGUCUGAUCUUUCGCAAAUACACUACGAGGAUGGACAUGACCCAGAUGCAGGAGGAACCAGCACUGCGUCCAGCACAUCACCCAUAGAAAACAGCGAUCGUAUCCAGUCUGUUCCAGGUAAUCCGACGCAACAUAUACCAAUGGACGAGUCUCGUUUGCUAGAUGCGUUAGAACUGGAGCGUAGCCUGUUACGCGAAACAUCACUUCCCCAACCAACCGAUCAACUCAGCACCCAGCCGCUCGCGAUAUCCAAUCUACAGUCUCCGUCGGACAUUGACCUCGGCGACCUCAGCUUUCCCAAAGAUCUCUCUGUUAUCCCUAUUGCGCCCGAGAGCACCCAGCCCCAAAACAGCUGGUUUCCUUCCGCCUCACAAAUCCGCGAGGGCUGCAGCUUAUUCUUCACCCAUGUCUCGCACUUUCUUCCAUUUCUACACCACCCAACAUUCGACCCCAGUGCCAUACCCUCCCACCUCCUCCUCGCCAUGCUCUCCCUCUCAUACCAAUACGGCGAAGACCCGGAAUGCGAUGCCCGCACGGGCACGGGCACAAGCCUCUCCACCCGCUGCUACCUCCGCGCCCGCUCCAGCCUCUCCUCCAGCAACCACCCUAACUCUACCAUCACCGACCACCUCUCCCUAGUGCAAACCUACCUCCUCCUCCAAAUCUGCGCCAUGAUGUACCUCUGCGGCUCCGACUCGAUCCAAGGCCUCCAAAUGCACGCGACCAUGAUAUCCCUCGCGCGCUCCACAGGCCUCAUGCAGCCCAUAACCACCGAAUGUGCACACACCUUGGACCUCGACUCCCUGUGGAAAGAAUUCAUCAAAGCCGAAUCCCACAAACGGACCCUCUUCGCCGUUCACCAAAUCGACGCACUCUGGUACCAACUCCUCUCCAUCCCACGCGCCAUCUCCCACCUCGAAAUCAAACACGAUCUGCCCUGUCCAGAAACCCACUGGACCGCCCCCUCCGCCGCCCAAUGGGCCCAUCUCCAACUCAUCUCCCAACAACAACAUCAUAAACACCCAACCAGUAUGCGCUACGACGACGCAGUCCGGCACUUCCUCUCCUCAUCUACAGAUUCCACAUCAUCGAUCCCCCCCUUCGACCCCUACGGCGCCAUCAACAUCACCCACUUCCUGAUCUCCAGCGCGCGCGAAAUCUCCGGCUGGUCUACCAUGACCGGCAUGCUGAGCAUGGAACGGUUCUCCGCUCUACGGUCGUCUCUCCUGUCUUUGGGAGUGUUUCUUUCCCCAUCACCAACACCAACACCGACGCCCUCUACUACCUAUAACGCUAAAUCCGCCCACACCACCGCAACCUGGCAAACAGCCAUGAUCGAGCUACAGAUGUGGUCUCCCAGCCACACAGGUGGCAUCGUCAAAGCCAGUAUCGACACCAUGCUCCAGCAGGCGACGGAGUUGGCGCCUUCGGCGUGUGAGUUCCUCUGUGAGGAGACAGCGAAGGCGUUCCAGCCGCAUGUGGAUUGGUUUCUGACCUAUUUAGAGGAGGGGGAUGUGGAGGGAGAGGCGCCGUGGGUGACACUGUAUGCGUAUAAGGCGUUUUUGGUCGCGUGGCAGUUGGUUAGAGGGGGUGUGCCGGGGGCGAUGGGGGUGGUGGGAGUGGGGGAUGGGGAUGUGCGCGGUGCGGUGGAGUGGGCUAGGAGGGUGUUUGCUAGGAGGGAGAGGUGGGUUAUUGGGAGGUUGGUUUUGGGGUGUUUGGGGGGUUUAGAUUGA